GGCAGCUGGGGGUUAGGGAAAGGGUCUGCACCAGAGAGUGGAGGGCAUGGAACAGGCUGCCCAGGGCAGGGAGCAUGGCCACCAGUGCUGGAGUCCACAGAACGUCUGGACAACGCACUCAGACAUAGGGUUUGAUUUUGGGUGGUGCUGUGUGGAGCUGGAGGUUGGACUCAAUGAUUCCUGUGGAUCCAUUCUAACUUGGGAUGUUCUAUGAUUCUAUGAUCACUCUUCAAGUUUCCCUUUUUAAGAGUCGCCUCAGUGCUAUCUGUGAGCAUGCCUUCCAUCUCAGAGUUCCAUUUGUGCUCUUUCUGUGGUGAAAACCCUGCAGUCGCUGCAUUACCCAUCGCUAACGUCUGGCCAAACAGUAGCAGAGAUCCAGUGGAUGACUGCAGAAAAACAGACCUGCCCAGCAGCACUGCAGAAGAGCAGCCUUCACUCAGCAGGUGCUGUUGCUGACAAAUACAGCCUCUGUACCCCACAGCUAGGAACCCUCCUGGCAAAGCUGAGCCUGCAUUCAGUGGAGUUGGGGACAAACACAGUGCAACAGGGUGCUAGUGUGGGAAAUCACCCUGAGACAAACAACAUACAUCAGGACAUGUGGAAAUGCAGGUCAACAAAAUAACACUGAGGGCUAUUAAAAUACACUGACGCUGUUCGUAACUUUUACUAGAGUUCUAGAUUUCUUCUUCAGGAAAACACACUGUCUAAGCCAUCACGAAGUGACCUGCCAGUGAAUGGACUGCAGUGGUCCCACAGUCCUCUUCUUCCCAGGGAGCUGUCUGCAAGGUGUCUUUUUAUAAGAUCUCAAGUCUUAUAGACAAAGGAACAUCAAGAUUUAGGUCUGAAUGCCUCACUCUAGCAGAGCUUCAGAGUUUGCAGCAUCUUCCCAGCAGUUUAUGUUGUACUCAGGAAUGACCUGCACUUGGUCUUCCAUCAGUGAGGGUGAUGUGAGAUCUACAGGGAAGGGAAGACAGCCAGACUCGUUUCUUACAUAUGAGUAGGUGAUGCAGCCGUAGCUCUGAUACUGGUGCUAUCAAUAACUGCAGAGAUCUAGUGAGAUAAGCGUCUGUGCAAGCAUGCCAAGCAUGCCUGAAAAAAUGUGGCUUGAUAUUGAGUAGUCACCACAUAUGCCCUUCUGCUGUCAUGCUUGGUAGAGUGAAGCAGUUCUGGAGCUUACAUUGCCCAUCGUGGUCAGUUACUAGAUAGACCAGAAAUGUAAAUAGUCCUGUUAUGGAGAAGCUUGAGGUAGCAUCCUGCUACUUCGGCACAGUCAUUUCUGAGUUACAGGUGUCUUUUGACAAUGCAUCUAAGUGAAACUGAAACCGAUUUUCAGAUUUUCUUCCAACCACUACCCAUGACAGCCUUCAAAAAACAAGCUGCUUCUCUGAAUACAAAAACAACAGGAAAAUAUUAACUCAGGCAUCACUGGAACAGGUGAGUGGUAGAAUUUCAUACGAUAUGUCUGUAUGUACACACACAGGCACUUACUAGGAAACACAGUUCUAUUAAGAAGAGUUCAGAGUUCACAGCUAAAUAACGUUUCCCUAAAUCACUUGGUGAGAUUCGUCGUACAUGUCAAGUUGCUAUGGCAUCUGAGAUCAUCCAACAGCAUUCGACAGAUAAUUAUCUGCACCUCAUUAACCACACUGAGCAAAUUGAAAAUCCCCGGUUACACCGCCUUCUAUAUCAUUUCCUGUGAGAUAAGCCCAAAGAACAAACUUACGCAUACAGUGAUCCUGGGUAAAGACGGGCUUGCAUAGCUUGUGAAGUAGGAUGACACCUGUCUGACAUAACGCCUGGAGAGUUACAAACAUCACCUGGACCAGUUGACUGCUUUUAUAAAUAAGAGAGGAUCAGGAAAACACUUGAAUGUUGAGAGAAGACUGGGAUAGUGCAUGAGGCGACUAACUGAGCUUGCACGUUCUGCCUUAACACUUGCAUUUUGUUAUUUCUUAUCUUUCCCCCACCUAAAGCUGAUGCCUGCUGGACGAGGACGGGAAGACAGAAGUGCAUUUGGAAGGAAGGCAGAUGCCUGCUAGGAUGGCCCUGACCAGUUCAUUUUCCAGCAAGCCAGUACCGCCAGGCUCCGAAGGAGUUUCAACAGGGAGAGAAGUUCACCAGAGCAAGCUGGACUUUUUCUGUAAGCUAGGCUAUGGUAAACAGGACAUCUGCAAAGUGCUGGAGAGCCUGGGCCAAGAGGCCCUGGAGGAUGAUGUGCUCAAAGAGCUGAUUCGGAUGGGGAGAAAACCUCAAGCUCUGGAGAGCCAGGCUCAGCCUCCCCAACUAAAACUUGUAGCCCGUGGGUCGUGCAGCACCUCACCAGUGCCAAAGUGGCUCGGAGAAGAGGAAGGUGAUUCCUCCAGUCACUUGAGAGCCAUUGUGAUUGACGGCAGCAAUGUAGCAAUGAGCCAUGGAAACAAAGAGGUCUUCUCCUGCUGGGGGAUCCGCCUGGCUGUGGACUGGUUCAGAGAAAGGGGACACACCUACAUCAAGGUUUUUGUCCCCCUCUGGAGGAAGGAGCCCCCUCGACAAGACAGUCCCAUUGCAGAUCAGCACAUUCUUGAAGAACUUGAGAAGCAAUCAAUCCUUGUGUAUACCCCAUCUCGGAAGGUGAAAGGCAAGAGGGUAGUUUGCUACGAUGAUCGCUAUAUUGUGAAGGUUGCUUACGAAAAAGAUGGGGUCAUUGUUUCCAAUGACCAUUACCGGGAUCUCCAGAAUGAAAAUCCUGAGUGGAAAUGGUUCAUAGAGCAGCGACUACUCAUGUACUCUUUUGUCAGUAAUAGGUUUAUGCCUCCUGAUGAUCCACUAGGCCGGCACGGACCCACUCUUAAUAAUUUCCUCAGCAAAAAGCCAGCACUUCCUGAAUCAACAUGGCAGCCUUGCCCCUAUGGUAAAAAAUGCACUUACGGUAACAAAUGCAAGUUUUACCAUCCUGAGAGGCUGCAUCAAGCUCAGCUGUCAGUUGCUGAUGAGCUCAGAGCCAGAACAAAAGUGCCCAUGAGCAUGGGGAAGGAGGAGGAGGUGUGCAACUGCUCUCCAUAUUGGACUGGCAGAGAGCCUAUGCCUCACAACCCUGUCACAGAAAUGCCACAGGGAGCCAGCAGGAGCAUGAGGGCUUCUUGCUAUGCAGCGUGGUCCCCAGACAGAUACCAGCCAGCUGAUGCCUGGGCCAUCAGAUCCAACUCUGGCCUGGAGCUGGACGGGAAACCACCAGAAGUCCUCAGAGGCCAUCCCCUCGUGGAAGACAUGGCAGCGCUCUUCAUCAGUGACAAGGUGUACUCUGGAAACAGACCAGCGUGCACCUCAAAGGACAAAGAUGUGUCUGACAGCCCUCAUAGCUGUUGUAGCCUGAGGCACAACCCCUUUCUGCUGCACCACUACCACCACUGCUUGGACUGCACCUGCUUACCAGGGAGCCCCUUCCAGCACUCAGUGAUCCCACCUGCUCCAGGCAGGCACCAGGAGCACUGCUGGCCCCAGGAGUGCUGGUCUGAUGGGUCCCAGUCUGGGCCAGUCCUGGAGGCACAGCAGCAGCAGCACCUUCCUCCAUCCUCUGUGAUGCCUCUAGCUGAGCCACUGCAAGUUUACAGAGAGAGGCCCCAGUGCUGUUUCCCCAGCCACCCCUUUCUGCUGGAUGCCAGCAGCACGCCUGACUUCUUCCAGAAAACCUCUGCUCAGCCCAGUGCUGCUUACUGUGGUUAUUGGCCACCCCAUGCUGCAAGACCUCCUGCCCAGCAAACGAGUGUCCACAGGGAGCUGUGCACUAUUUUCCCCUGUGCCGAAGUGAAUCGAGUCAUGGCACUGUACCCUGAGAUCAAGGAUAUCGCUAGCUUGACAUUACUGAUUCAAAGACACAGAAACUUGUGACGUCUCCAGGUUAAACCUUUCCCACCAAGUGCAGAGCUGCUACUCUCAGGUUUACCUGAGUGUUACCAAAGGGCUUUAUGAGUUGAGUUACAGCUGAUCAAGUAGCAUGCAGCUGAGAGUCAACCAGUUAUGAUGCAUGGGGCAUUGAGUCAAGACAAUUGCUGUGGUUCACAGCAGUAGGAUCUUGUCUACUUCACUUGGGAGUGAGUAGGAAGCCUUGAGUUUAAUAACUGAGCUGCCAGCAUGUGAACCUCAUGUGUUUCUAAUAUUCUAAAGUGCUGUUUAAAUACCACCAAGGAGCUGUUCUCCGUGGGUCCCAUUAAAGGGAUCCUCAUAACAUUUAUCACGACUAGUCUGCUCAGCUAGCCGAAAAAAAAAGUGAUUUGGCAUAUUUCCCCUAACAUGGGGCUGUACUUCCUGCUAGAAGGCAUCUUUGGGCCCAUGUAAUUACCUGAUGGCUUUAAUUACAAAGCAAUGGUGUCCUAGACCUUUAAAAAACCCAACUAGUGUUUAUGAACCAAUGCUGUGAACCCACAAGAUUACUAGUAGAGGUAGCAAAGAAAGACCCCAGAGUGCUUAGAAGCAGCUGCAGGUAUGUUUCUCAGGGCUCAUGCACAAUAAGUCAAGUGAGGGAAGUUCUCCAUAAUAUAAGUAAGUCCUAUUGCAGUCUGAAAGCUCAGGGCUGUUCUUUGAGUUAACAUAGAAGAUAGCAAAGGAAAAUGAUAGUAAUAGUAGCUCUGGACUGCUUCUGUAGUAAACAAGUAAAAAACAGUAAACUAGUAAACAAGAAAAAACAUUGUUGAAUUAACCCUUAAUUACCAAACGUGAUCCCAUAAUGCCACUAUACAGAUGAUUUAUGAUGACAAAUAUUAAACUCUAUUCUGCUGGGACUUGUUUGAUUUUCAGUAAGCUGUAAAGCUAUUCAUCUUUGUGUUAUUCCACUGAAUUUUUUUUUUUUUUAAGUUAAAAUUCAAGUGUUAAGGUUGAUCCUGAAUGUUUUUUGGCAUUUUACCAAAGUUUAAGUAUGUCAGUAUGACAGAUCUUAAGAAUUAUUUACUAUGUUAUAAAAUGAACGCCUAGAACACUUUGCUCUGAAUAUGUUCUGUUUUUUUAUUCAUUCCUUUUAGUGCUGAUGGAUAAUUAGGUCCAACAUUUAGGUGGCCUUUACAGAAUCUCAUAUGCAUUAGAGAAUCUCUAGUGGGUUCUUCUUAGAAGUACAGUCAGGCAAUAAUUAAACCUAGCUCGCACUGAAUGCUCUUGGCUUGGAAAGGAGACCAAGCAGAAGUAAUUUACCUUUAGUGUCACUGUCACAUGAUGCAUUUUUUGUAUUUGUGAGAAGAUUCUUCAGGAAAUAAACCAAAUCAGCUGA
Centrocercus urophasianus (Greater sage-grouse) is the source of this 5236-nucleotide messenger RNA. It is a transcript of the gene ZC3H12D, whose product is annotated as zinc finger CCCH-type containing 12D. The coding region runs from base 2029 to 3867 and encodes 612 amino acids. Gene Ontology annotation, cellular component: nucleus; cytoplasmic ribonucleoprotein granule. NCBI's taxonomy places the organism in Eukaryota, Metazoa, Chordata, Aves, Galliformes, Phasianidae. Gene Ontology annotation, biological process: nuclear-transcribed mRNA catabolic process, RNase MRP-dependent; 3'-UTR-mediated mRNA destabilization. The transcript has 5 exons. Gene Ontology annotation, molecular function: RNA endonuclease activity; mRNA binding; metal ion binding. The record is from RefSeq and is a predicted model, not a curated record.